Messenger RNA from Lactuca virosa, 1056 nucleotides. Lineage: Eukaryota; Viridiplantae; Streptophyta; Magnoliopsida; Asterales; Asteraceae. The record is from the annotation of a GenBank genome assembly.
AGGGGAUACAAGAGUACAAGACUAGACUAUGAAAAGCAACUUAACUGGUUUUUGUGGUCUAGAACUAAAGAGAUGUAUGGCAACCUAAUAAUUUUGUAUGCCCAUGUUUUUCCAUCGAUAAAUAUCUCUAUUAAGCUAUCUUCUUCCCCUUCAUCAUCAUGGAAGAUGUUGCAAGAUUGAUGAUCUUAUUCCCACACAGAGAAACAAUGGUGAGAGGAAAGGUUCAGAUGAAGAGAAUAGAAAAUGCAACAAGCAGGCAAGUGACUUUUUCCAAGAGGAGGCAUGGACUUCUAAAAAAGGCAUGUGAGCUUUCGGUACUUUGUGAUGCUGAAGUUGCUUUGAUUAUCUUCUCUCAGAAAGGGGAACUCUAUGAAUUUUCUAGCUCGAACAUAAAGAAGACGAUACAGAAGUACCAUGACCAUGCAAAAGCAAAUGAAAGUUGUAAUAUCGAAAAUGAAUCCCAUAAUCAGUUGAAGAACGACACCAUCACCAUUCAAAAUAAAAUAGACCAAGUUGAAGUCUCACAACGAAAGCUUUUAGGACAAAGCUUAGGAUCAUGUUCGGUAGACGAAUUGAUGAAACUAGAUAGUAAAGUGGAACAUAGCUUGACAAUAAUAAGAGAAAGAAAGACUCAGUUAUUCAAGGAUCAACUCGAAAAAUUAAAAGAAAAGGAAAGGUUACUAUUGGAAGAAAAUGCAAGAUUAUAUCAACGUAACAUAAGUUUGUGUGAAAAGACAUAUACUUUUACAAGAAGGCAAAACAUCCAAAAUUCAGAGGUAGAGACAGAGUUGUUCAUUGGUCCACGCCUCCCUCAAAAUUCUCAAGAGUGAUACUAUUAGAGUCAAGUUGAUUUUGAUGGAUACCCUCUGGUGGUAGACACUCCUAGCUACUUAGGGUGGGUCUUCUAUAAACAAGUUCACAAAUUUCAACCAUAUGAUUUCCUACACAUGCUAGUCUUUGUUGUAAUACUUCUACCCAAAUCUAAAAUAGCACUUGACUAUGGAUGAUUUUAGGAUUAUAUAUUCUAGGUUUAUAAUCGCUUUCAUCAUACAACAC